AUGUCCAGCCGCAGUCUCUCCGCGCUGGCGCGCUAUUCUACCUCGCGCAUCCGCCCCAACUCCAUAGGUAGUACACGACCUGCCCGACUCCGACUCCGGCUCCUCUCAACGCUUCCCAAUCUCCCGCUCUUCCGCGCCCUCCAGAGCCAUGACCCGUCCAGUCUGGCUGUUGUCCACAGCAUGUCAUCCCGUUCCUUUACGUAUGGCAGCCUGGUUGCCGACGUGGUGCGCGCGCGGAACGAACUGCAGCGGAAAGUCGAGAACGAAAGUGGUCACGGUCAAUUAACGGGCGAGCGUGUUGCUUUUCUCGCGGAGAAUAGCUAUGAUUACGUGGUGACGCUGCUGGCUAUCCUUGCCAACGACGCCAUUGCGCUUCCCUUGGCUCCCUCUUUCCCCACGGGGGAGCUGCAGUAUAUCCUUGACAACUCGCAGGCCAAAGUACUGCUUUCUACGGAGAAGUAUGCCGACAAAGCGAGGGAGGUUCUCCGUGCGGGUCUGGACCGGGAUCCCGUGUUUGAAAUCCGGAACAAGAUCCAGAAGGGCGCCGCGGGCGAGUCGGUUAAUUUGGAAGAUGCGAAGAAGCCGUCGUCUAGCGGGAUUAUGCUUUAUACUUCGGGCACCACGGCUCGACCGAAAGGCGUGCUGAUUCCGGAAUCCGCUCUAGCUGCGCAGGCCUCGUCACUUCUUGAGGCGUGGAAGUAUUCCCCGCAGGAUAGACUGCUUCAUCUCCUGCCACUGCAUCAUAUCCACGGGACGAUAAAUGCGCUGGUGGCGCCCCUCGUGGCCGGCUCGUGCAUCGAGUUCAUGUACCCGUUCAACGCAGACCAAGUGUGGUCGCGACUCGCUGCACCCUUCUUGCCAUCCGACGACUCCGGCGGAAAGCAAAAGCACCCAAUUACCUUUCUAACAGCCGUGCCGACAGUCUACAACCGGCUCAUGAACGCAUUCCCCAAGUUAACAUCAGACCUCCAACAAGCAGCGAAGAAAGGCAUUGCCCCAGAAAAUCUCCGACUCAACAUCUCAGGCUCUGCCGCACUCCCAACACCCACCAAAACAGCCUGGACAAAACUGAGCAGUGGCAACGUCCUCCUCGAGCGAUUCGGCAUGACUGAAGUAGGAAUGGCGCUCAGCUGCGGGCUCGACCUUGCAGAUCGCGUCGACGGCAGUGUGGGCUGGCCACUUCCAGGCGUGGAAGUCCGUCUCGUCGACACGGAGACGGAGCAGGUCAUCCAACCAGGCGAAGAACUCGCUCCGGACGGCCGUGUGCGCGAGGGAGAGAUUCAGCUGCGCGGGGCUACGCUGUUCAGUAGGUACUGGGCGAAUGAGAAAGCGACGCAUGAGGCCUUUGUUGCGAGCGACGAUGGCGGAACGCAGUGGUUCAGAACUGGCGAUGUGGCGACGAGGCACACCGUUGAGGGUGCCGGUGCCGGACGCAGCGGACCCUGGGCGAGGGGGCCAAUGUAUUUCAUCCGCGGCCGGAAGAGCGUCGAUAUCAUCAAGACGGGCGGCGAGAAAGUCAGCGCGCUGGAGGUGGAGCGGGAGUUGCUUUCUCUGUAUGUUCUUCCCCUUCCUCCCUUCCCUCAUUCAUCUAUCUACCUCCUUCUUCCCCUUCCCCAUCUCUCUUGUCUUGUUUUAUUCAUGACAGUCCUAACAAACCAACUCCUGUCAUCUCCAUCCAGUCCCCAAAUCAGUGAAACAGCAGUAGUAGCUCUCCCCUCCGAACAAUGGGGUCAGAAAGUCGCCGCCAUCGUCGUCCUGCACCCAUCCGCGCAGACAGCCGGCCGACAUGGAAAGCCCUGGGGCGCGAUGGAUAUGCGGCGCGCCCUGCGUGAUCGAUUGGCGGCUUAUAAGGUGCCGCAGGAGAUGAAGGUUUUGGAUUCUAUUCCGAGGAAUGCGAUGGGAAAGGUUAAUAAGAAAGCGCUUGUGAAAGAGGUUUUUGGUGUUUGA
Molecule: messenger RNA, 1947 nt
Organism: Penicillium lagena
Lineage: Eukaryota; Fungi; Ascomycota; Eurotiomycetes; Eurotiales; Aspergillaceae
Exons: 4
Coding region: 1-1947 (648 amino acids)
Biological process (GO): fatty acid metabolic process
Molecular function (GO): medium-chain fatty acid-CoA ligase activity
Source: RefSeq, a predicted model, not a curated record